AUGUUAUCAAUGAGUGCGGGGUUUGAGGGCAUCAAGGAGUCGAAUGCAAUGGCUCGUGUGACCAACAGGGAUGCGAAAGUCACAUCAUACCCAACUCAACUCAUUUGUCCGGCCCUCACUUUGAUACCAUUCAGAACCGAUCACAUCAUGUCCGACGAGACUAUCCCAGCCAUUUGGCAUGCAGAGACCAACGGGAAUGCGCCUCCCAAAUGCAGAAAGAAUUUCCACCACCCCCAGGUGACUGUACUACCGCAGCACAAUCAUCUGCUCUCCCUGAUGACCAUACUCCGUGAUGCCGAAACUACGGCUUCACGAUUCGCUGAAGUAGUAGAAAGGGUGGCAGAGCAGCUCGUCGGGGCAGCUCUCAAUCUCCUGCCAACCGAGAAUGCGGACGUGAUUAGCCCCACGGGUACCACGUACCGGGGUGUACGACAGACCCAAGAUGUCUGCGGAGUGAGCAUACUCCGGGCCGGUGCGAGUCUGGAGAAUGCUGUGCGCCGUUGCUACACCGGUCCUCUUAGCUUUGGCAAGAUAUUGAUCCAACGGGACGAGACGACAUGUCUUCCCUCUCUUUUGUACUCGAAGCUGCCUCUGGGAAUUGAAACUAAGACGGUCUUGAUCCUGGAGCCAAUGUUGGCGACUGGUGGCUCGGCGUGCACAGCAAUCAAAGUCAUUAAAGAUCGCGGCGUUCCUGAAGAGAACAUCAUCUUCGUCAACGUUCUAUCAUCACAGCGCGGGGUCCAAACUCUCUUCUCUCGCUUUCCGUCUAUUCGUUUAGUCACUGCAGCGGUAGAUGAGGAGCUUACUCCGAGAAAGUUAGUACUGAGGAAGCGUCCAAAUGCUCUGAAUGAUGCUAAUUAG
Molecule: messenger RNA, 861 nt
Organism: Aspergillus puulaauensis
Lineage: Eukaryota; Fungi; Ascomycota; Eurotiomycetes; Eurotiales; Aspergillaceae
Product: uracil phosphoribosyltransferase
Exons: 5
Coding region: 1-861 (286 amino acids)
Source: RefSeq, a predicted model, not a curated record